Mytilus trossulus (common blue mussel) is the source of this 3176-nucleotide messenger RNA. RefSeq names its product cilia- and flagella-associated protein 58-like. Lineage: Eukaryota; Metazoa; Mollusca; Bivalvia; Mytilida; Mytilidae. The record is from RefSeq and is a predicted model, not a curated record. Bases 100 to 2751 code for a protein of 883 amino acids. The transcript is spliced from 17 exons. Gene Ontology annotation, cellular component: cytoskeleton.
CUAUUUUGUAUACAUCUAUGUCCAUUGUUGUUAUUGACAACAUUCUGGAUGUGAAGAUAAUUUGUCUAUCGAGAUUUAAAAGAAUAUAUUGACACCAAAAUGGUUAUGAUAGAGGAUUCCAAAGAAAUUCAGGUUGUUGACAAAUCAGCCAUUGAUGAUGCAGCUUUUGAAGACAUGGAAGAGGAUUUUUUAGAGGUACUAGCACAGCUCGCUGGAGAUAGAAGUCUUGAAAAGUUCCGAACAGAAUAUGAGAAGCUAUACAAAGCCUUGAAGAAGUCUCAUGAAGGUGAAAAAAGGCUUAUGGGAAAGUGUCGUGAACUGAAUGCUGAAACUGUUGCAAAUAGAGCUAAAGUUACAACAUCACAGAAAUUAUCAAAUGAUGAUACACAAACCAUAGCAGAACUAAAAGAGGAAAAAGCCCAAGCAACUGAAAAUGAAGUGAUGGCUCGUGAAAAAGAGCAUCAAACAAGAGAAAAGAUUACAGCACUGAAACGUGGCAUUAAUGAUUUGACAAAGAAAAUUGAGCAUGGGUCUGGUUUGUCUAUUGGACAAGAGAAAAGUGUUAAUGAACUGCUAAAGACAAAAGAAGAAUUAACAAAAGAAAGAGAUGUACAACUUCAGGAGAUUGUUAAAUUAAGAGAACAGCUAGCCCAAACUUAUGCUGAACAACAAAAAUUAGAUCAGGAAAGAGCAAAAACAGAUGAAAAAAUAGCAGAGCUUAAAAAAGAUAUUACAGAAAAGAAUAAGGAUGCAGAUGAAGAAAGGAAGAAGAAAGAUAAGGUUGACAGAACAUUAAGGGAGGCCAAACUGAAUCUAGAAACACGGACAAAUGCAUGUAAAACUAUUGAGGACAUGAUAGCAGCUUACAAAGAAGACAUUACUAAACUAGAACAGAAGCUUAAGGAUCUGAGGGUUCUUAACGAACGCUCUAAGAAGGACUAUGAAGUUUUGACAAGCAGAUCACACAAACUCCAACACGAAUUUGAACAACUCUCAUUUGUAACUGAACAGCUUGCUGCUGAAAACACAUCUAGAGUAAAUGAACUAAAGCAAAAGGAAAAUGAAGUUGACCAUUUAAAGAAAGAGACACAACAUGUUAACAAAGUGAGAGAAGGUAUACAGAAGAAGAUCCGAGAGAUUGAAAGUAAAAAGGCAGAAAUAGAGGGAGAAAGAGAUAAACUGAAGGACGAAAAUAAUCAGCUUCAGAGUCAUUUAAAUGAAGCUUAUAAAAAAGCAGAACAGGACAAGAAAGACAUUGAACAGCUGACAAGAAACAGAGACAUAUUUAAAAAGAAUGCCAUGAAAGCAGAAACUGCUACAAGAAAACAAGAAGAAUUAGUGAAGUUUCAUGAAAAUUCCAAGAAACAUCUUCAGCAAGAGAUUGAAAAUUUCAGAGAAGAGGCAAAGAAGCAAAGAAAAAUAAUCUACCAACUAGAGAAAGAAAGAGACCAAUAUAUUCAGAAAGCUAGUGAUUUUACUCAUCAGGUACUGAAUGAUAUGGAAGAAGUAAAGAAGAAAGAAAUGAAGAUAUUUGAAUUGAAGAAAAAGAUAGCUGAAGCAGAAACAAAACUAAAACAACAACAAAAUUUAUAUGAAGCUGUACGAAGUGAUAGGAAUGUUUACAGUAAAAAUCUAAUCGAGUCACAGGCAGAGAUUCAAGAAAUGGCAAAGAAACUUAAGAACAUGUACCAUCUGAUAAGCCAACUAAAGGAAGACAUUCAAUCUAAAGAGAAUGCAUUGAUUAAAUCAUACUUUGACAAUAAGAAAGUAGAAAAGGAUAAAGAAGUGUUAAGAAACAGCUUAAAGAAAAGUAAAGAACAGUCCAGGGAAUGUAAAGCAUUUAUUGGUGCACAGGAAUCAGAAGAAAGAAAACUUCUCAAAAUCAUUGCAGAAGCUGAUGCUGAAAGGAUUAGGCAAAAGAAGGAACUCGAUCAAGUAAUCAGUGAGAGAGAUAUCAUUGGAACACAAUUUGUUCGUAGUAAAGAUGAACUUAGACAACUUUAUGAGAAGAUUAAAAUCCAAAGAUCUAUGUUGAACAAAGGAGAGACGCAGUAUAACCAGAGACUUGGAGAUACAGCCUUACUGAAAUCUGAAAUCAGGAAAUUACGUGGACAAAAAACUGUGCUGCAAAAGAAAGUGGCUGAUACUGAUGAAUUGAGAAUGGAAACCUACAACAUCCAGAGAGAACUACUGAGGGAACGAACAAGAUGUACUGCCUUGGAGGAGGAGCUUCUUAAUCCUAUGAAUAUUCAUAGAUGGAGAAAAUUAGAGGGAAGUGAUCCAAGCACUUAUGAACAUAUACAGAAAAUCCAUGCAUUGCAAAAACGUUUAAUUACCAAAAAUGAGGAAGUAGAAGAAAAAGAACUUUUAGUUCAGGAAAAAGAAAAACUUUAUAUUGAAUUAAAUCAUGUGUUAGCUCGACAACCUGGUCCUGAAGUGGCAGAACAGUUACAAGUUUACAAUUCAACACUCAAAGAGAAAAAUAAACAAAUAAAGGCAAUGAAUCAGGAGCUGUAUAUGUAUGAGUCACAAGUCAGCGAGUAUAAGUAUGAGAUUGAACGUAUUGACAAAGAAUUGUUAGAGGUCAAGAAAAAGUACAUUUUACAGAAAAAGAAAGAGCAAAAAGCACAGGAAAGAGAACAGGUAUUAGCCCAAGUUGGUCAGUCAAUGCUUAACCCCUCCAGAAUGGAAGGACCUAGUUUUUCAGGAGGAGGAUUUAAUUUCCAGGCCUCUGCAUCAUUGCCAUUGUAAACAAUAUAAUUAUUCUGUUAAGAUAUUUGUAAACUUUAUUUGAUUAUGUUUUUACAUUCCAGUACAAAAAUAAAAGAAAUUCAAUAGUUCAGAAUAUAAUAUGUGGGACAAUACUGUUAAAUUCUCUUAAAAAUUUUGGGUUAUUUUUUUUUUGAAUUUGUUUGUGGUUGCAUAAAUUAUCAAAACCAAUGAAAAUUUAUUAAAUCAUAGGAUUAAAGAUCUGAUUUCUACACAUAACACUAAAAAUUUGUUUUCCCAAUGAAAAAAAUACUUAGGAAUAGGGAUCAAAGAAUUUAUAUAAGAUUUUUACACAGAAAUAUAUACAUAAUGUGACAGUGAUUGAUUUUAUACCUGUGAUAAGUAAUAUUAAAUGCAUUUGUUUAUGUACCUGAUAUGUAUGAAUUAUUAAAUAUUUAUUUGUUAAA